Saprolegnia diclina VS20 is the source of this 264-nucleotide messenger RNA. RefSeq lists its product as hypothetical. The coding region runs from base 1 to 264 and encodes 87 amino acids. The record is from RefSeq and is a predicted model, not a curated record. The transcript has 2 exons. Lineage: Eukaryota; Oomycota; Saprolegniomycetes; Saprolegniales; Saprolegniaceae.
AUGUCGACGACCGCGACGCUGGACGAGACGGCCUCUGACAGAGGGGAUUCCGGCCUUGUGACCACGGUCCAUACGACCAACGCGCACAAGAUGCACCCGUUCUCUGUCGACUACAUUAAGGCCAAACUCGAGAAGGCGGUCAAGCGAGUCGGCAACGCGUUUCAAGAGCGCGUUUUUUCGACUGUCAGCAACAUUGUCACGGCAAAGCGCAACGCCAGUGACCCCGCUCGCGUGUGGAAGCUCAUUGUGCAUCACAACUUGUGA